Nycticebus coucang (slow loris) is the source of this 768-nucleotide messenger RNA. RefSeq names its product ring finger protein 212B (gene RNF212B). The coding region runs from base 1 to 768 and encodes 255 amino acids. The transcript has 12 exons. Gene Ontology annotation, cellular component: synaptonemal complex. Lineage: Eukaryota; Metazoa; Chordata; Mammalia; Primates; Lorisidae. The record is from RefSeq and is a predicted model, not a curated record. Gene Ontology annotation, biological process: reciprocal meiotic recombination; protein sumoylation; homologous chromosome pairing at meiosis. Gene Ontology annotation, molecular function: SUMO transferase activity.
AUGGACUGGUUUCACUGCAACCAGUGUUUCCGAAAAGAUGGGGCUCAUUUCUUUGUUACCAGUUGCGGCCAUAUUUUCUGUAAAAAGUGUAUGACCCUGGAAAAAUGUACUGUUUGUGGAACUUCCUGCAAGCAUCUGGCUCUUUCUGAUAAUCUAAAACCUCAGGAGAAGAUGUUCUUCAAAAGUCCCGUGGAGACAGCUUCGCAGUAUUUUAAUCACAUCUCUCAGGUGUGGAGUUUCCAGAAGAAACAAACAGAUCUCCUCAUUGCCUUUUAUAAACAUAGAAUUACAAAGUUAGAAGCAGCCAUGCAGGAGGCACAGCAAACCCUCGUCAGCCAGAACAAAGAGUUGUCAGUCUUAAGGAAGGAGAAUGGAGAACUGAAGAAAUUUCUAGCCAUCCUAAAGCAAUCUCCAAGUUGGUACCAAGGAAGCAGGUCAACCACACCUCGACCAGUGGGCAUUACUUCCCCAUCACAGUCAGUCACCCCACGACCCAGUUCUCAGUGUAGCAGCCAAGUGGUCAGUCGAGCCUCCCCAGCAGAGUCUAUUCCUUACAGAAUGACUGGCUUUGGUAACUUGGGACAAGGAGGCAGAAGCUUGCAGGGAAGGAACACUCCCAGAGACUCUUACACUGAAACCCCUUCACCAGCUUCAACUCACAGCUUAUCUUAUAGUUCUUCAUCUGUCUCCCUUGGACAGGGAAUUUUUUCUUUCAGAACAUCCCUAAAUCCAGGCCACAUAAUCCUUUACUCCCAACAAUUCUGGUAA